AGUAGGCGUACAUUCAUCUCCUCUUUACUUUUGCAUUUAUAUCUUCAGUGAGACGAGAACAUUGAAAGUGCCAUCAUGUAUUUAGUGUUAGUAGUGUUUUGCCUAAGCUACAUCGAACAACCAUUAGCCAAAGAGGUUGACGGUUGUGCAAUAUGUGGAGAUUAUAAAUGUCCUGAAAACCCAGAAAGAUGUUUAUUGGGUUUUGUGAACGACGUUUGUGGCUGCUGCCCCGAUGGCGUCUGUGCAAAAAUUAGUGGCGAAGCUUGUUGGAAUUCGAGUAUAUCACAGUUACCAUUUGAAAGACGAAAUGAGGGCCUUUGCGCUGAGAAUUAUUCGUGUCAAUUGCGUUUAGAUCUUCAAGCCGAGGACACACCUGAAGCGAUUUGCGUCUGUAAAAAUCAAUCAUCAGCGUGUGGAACGAACAACGAGACGUAUGAGACGCCCUGCGCUCUUGAUGAAGAAAUAACGAGAUCCAGAAAUUCAGAUUUGAAACUCGAUCAUAUCGGACCGUGUCCAAGUCGACCUUGGAUUGAUUCAGCCACAAGAAAUAUUUCCGGUGUUUUUGGAACGAGAGUCGUUCUCAGUUGUGAAGCCGAAGGAUUUCCGGUGCCGGAGAUUUUUUGGGAAUUCCACUCGGAAGAUGGACUGACAGUUUUGAAAUUGCCAAAUGACGAUCACGAUGGAGUGGUAAAAACGAAAGACGGUCCAGAACCAAGAAUGCGAACAUCCUGGAUGCAAUUGCCUCAUUUAGAAAAAAGCCAUGUUGGAACGUACUACUGUAUAGCGACUAAUUCUGUCGGCGAAGCGAGUAUUUCUUCCUUUCUUUCUAUCAUCUAGUAAAUAAUAAUAAUAACGCCAAAAACGCCCGUGUAUUUCAAAUAAAUAAAUAAAUAAAUAUUUAGUUUUAAAUGACAAAUUAAUAUUUAUUUUUAAAUACUUACGUCUUAUAUAAAAGUUUUUUAUGUACUCUUAUAGACUAGAUAAUUAUAAUUUGAGAAAAUAAAUGUAAAACUCUCAGAUUAAAGUCAUUGUCUUAGUGUUUAAUUUUCUUACACGAAACUUUACCAUCCAUCGUCUGAAGGAGGUGGUCUGUAGAAAAAAAAAAUUAUUUUAAUAAUUUUAAUAAAUUAAUUAAUUAUUUUUAA
Leptopilina heterotoma is the source of this 1145-nucleotide messenger RNA. Its product is annotated as insulin-like growth factor-binding protein-related protein 1. Gene Ontology annotation, molecular function: insulin-like growth factor binding. Gene Ontology annotation, cellular component: extracellular region. Lineage: Eukaryota; Metazoa; Arthropoda; Insecta; Hymenoptera; Figitidae. Bases 76 to 837 code for a protein of 253 amino acids. Gene Ontology annotation, biological process: regulation of signal transduction; regulation of cell growth. The record is from RefSeq and is a predicted model, not a curated record. The transcript is spliced from 4 exons.